CGGGAGCAGCCGCCUCCGCCUCGCGCCGCUGCACCAUGUCUGGCCAGCGGGAGCGUUGCGAGCGCGAGUGGCACGAGCUAGAGGGAGAAUUUCAGGAACUGCAGGAAACUCACAGGAUCUACAGGCAGAAGCUGGAGGAGCUGACUGCGCUCCAGACUUUGUGUAGCAGCUCCAUCCGCAAGCAUAAGACGAGACUGAAGGACCUGAAGCGCACGCUCCAGAGGUACAAGCGCCGGGCCAGUCUGGAGGAGGCGGAGCUGGUCCAGCAGAUAGAUGUCACCAUCAAGGAGCGACAGAACACCUUCUUUGACAUGGAGGCCUACCUGCCCAAGAAGAACGGGCUCUACUUGAAUCUGGUCCUCGGCAACGUGAGCGUGACCCUCCUCAGCAACCAGGCCAAAUUUGCCUACAAGGACGAGUAUGAGAAGUUCAAGCUCUACCUGACCAUCAUCCUGCUCCUGGGGGCUGUGGCCUGUCAGUUUGUCCUUCACUACAGGGUAACGGACGAAAUCUUUAACUUCCUACUGGUGUGGUAUUACUGCACCCUGACGAUUCGGGAGAGUAUUCUUAUCAGCAACGGCUCGAGAAUUAAAGGCUGGUGGGUGUCGCACCACUACGUGUCCACCUUCCUGUCUGGAGUGAUGCUGACCUGGCCCAACGGACUAAUCUAUCAGAAGUUUCGCAGUCAGUUUUUAGCGUUUUCCAUAUUUCAGAGCUGUGUCCAGUUCCUGCAAUAUUAUUACCAGCGGGGCUGCCUCUACCGGCUGCGGGCUCUGGGGGAAAGGAAUCAUCUGGACCUCACUGUGGAGGGAUUCCAGUCCUGGAUGUGGCGGGGCCUCACCUUCCUCCUGCCUUUCCUGUUCUUUGGCCACCAGGAGGAGCUGGUCGGAGCUGGCACGGCCUGUUCCUCCUUCCCCGCUGCCCUGUCCCGCCAGGUGUUCGUGUUGGCCAUCACCUUCCUGGUCCUCUUCCUGGGCAACUUCCUGACCACCCUCAAAGUGGUGCACACCAAACUCCAGAAGAACAGGAACAAGGCGAAGAUGCCGUGAGCCACGGGGCGGCGCCCCCGAGCCCGGGACUUUGAGACUGCGGGGGGUCUCAGUCGGCACCCUCGCUGCCGAUUCCUCCUCAGCAGCGCCAGUGGCCACUGGCGCAGUGACCUCAGGGGCCAGUGGCCUCCCCGGGAGCAGGGCCAAGGCCCGAGCCCCCGACUGGACAAGAGAAA
Myotis davidii is the source of this 1225-nucleotide messenger RNA. RefSeq names its product transmembrane protein 120B (gene TMEM120B). Lineage: Eukaryota; Metazoa; Chordata; Mammalia; Chiroptera; Vespertilionidae. Bases 36 to 1049 code for a protein of 337 amino acids. Gene Ontology annotation, biological process: fat cell differentiation. The record is from RefSeq and is a predicted model, not a curated record. The transcript has 11 exons. Gene Ontology annotation, cellular component: nuclear inner membrane.